AUGCAAGACUUACCACCUAUUGGAGGAUACGAGCCAGUCCAAUGGAAGAGAAAUGUGCCAGCCCGUGGGUUCAGACCAUCGAUUUAUUUUUGGGGGAUCACCGGAUUAAUCUCGUUUGGAUUCUACCGCUACUAUCAAGGAAUCAACGAACAGCGUGAGCUAGCAAGAGAAAGAAACUGGGCCAGAUUCUUUUUGGAGCCAAUGUUGGUUGCAGAAGAAGACCGUAACAUUGCCAGAAGAUACUUUUCCGAAAAGGCCAGACAAGAACUUGUUAGAGAAUCCAUGAGUGAAGAAAACAAGGCCAAGUUCGACGAAGAAAUCUACCACGACAAGUCCAAGACCCGUUUCCCAAGAUACACUGCUGGGGUCCAUCCAGCCGACCGUUAAUCAGACUGGACCAACAUCACUUAUAAUUUAUUCUAUUCAACUUAUUUUAUUCCUCAUUCUAUUCACUAACUUAUGAUCAUUCACCAAUUAGUACUAUUCAUAGUAUGCCAUGCAUUAGGUAGGUUGAUUUCAAUUCCAUCUCUUUAUGUACUUUAUUUAAUAUUUAUUACAGC
Messenger RNA from Hyphopichia burtonii NRRL Y-1933, 560 nucleotides. RefSeq lists its product as uncharacterized. The coding region runs from base 1 to 387 and encodes 128 amino acids. The transcript has a single exon. The record is from RefSeq and is a predicted model, not a curated record. Lineage: Eukaryota; Fungi; Ascomycota; Pichiomycetes; Serinales; Debaryomycetaceae.